Notechis scutatus (mainland tiger snake) is the source of this 253-nucleotide messenger RNA. Lineage: Eukaryota; Metazoa; Chordata; Lepidosauria; Squamata; Elapidae. The record is from RefSeq and is a predicted model, not a curated record.
GCAUCCUGCGUGCAGCUUCAUAACAGCAGCCAUCUGGCCUCCAUCCACAGCCAAGUAGAGUCCCGUUACAUCCAAACGGCGAUCUUCAGGAGACUGGUCAUCACUGAUGUCUGGAUUGGACUGAAUGAUCCAGGGAAAAAUCGCACCUGGGAGUGGACUGAUGGCUCCAAUUUUGAUUAUACAUCCUGGGGAAUAUUUGAACCCGGCAAUACUGAUCAUGAGGAGUACUGCGCUAAGUUGAGAAGUGUCUCAG